Vombatus ursinus (common wombat) is the source of this 1407-nucleotide messenger RNA. RefSeq names its product lysosomal protein transmembrane 4 alpha (gene LAPTM4A). Lineage: Eukaryota; Metazoa; Chordata; Mammalia; Diprotodontia; Vombatidae. The record is from RefSeq and is a predicted model, not a curated record. Gene Ontology annotation, cellular component: lysosomal membrane.
AUGCCGCGUUCCAUUGGGCCCUGGCCCAGGGGCGGGGUCGGCGGGCGGGGUCGCUCGGCUGCCCGGUGCGCAGGCGCCCCGUCGGCUUGGGGGCGGGGCCGGGGCCGGGGCCGGAGAGGAGGCGGCUGGAGAAGCUGCUGGCGGCGGAGGCAGAGGAGCUCGGGAGGAGGGUGUCGGCUUGCUCGACUGCAGGGAGGCUGGCCCUUUGGUGCGAGGCCGAUCAGGGGACCGACCGCGCCCAUGACGUUCAAACGGAGCCGCGGGGACCGCUUUUAUAGCACUUGGUGCUGCGGCUGCUGCCAUGUCCGCACCGGAACCAUCAUCCUGGGGACCUGGUACAUGGUGGUAAAUCUGUUGGUGGGAAUCCUGCUGACCGUGGAGGUGACUCACCCCAGUGCAGUGGUCACUGUCAAUCUCCAGUAUGAAGUCAUUGGGAAUUACUAUUCCUCAGAAAGGAUGGCCGAAAACGCCUGCGUCCUCUUUGCCUUCUCGCUGCUCAUGUUCACAAUCAGCGCCAUGAUGGUCUACGGAGCCGCUGCCCAUCGUGUGGGCUGGCUGAUUCCGUUCCUGUGCUACCGGCUUUUUGACUUUGUCCUCAGCUGCCUGGUCGCCAUCAGCUCGCUCACUUAUUUGCCGAAAAUCAAAGAUUACCUGGAUCAGCUCCCUGCUUUCCCCUACAAGGACGACCUGCUUGCGCUGGACUCCAGCUGCCUUCUCUUCCUGAUCCUCGUCUUUUUCACAUUGUUCAUCAUUUUUAAGGCUUAUCUCAUCAAUUGUGUCUGGAAUUGCUACAAGUACAUCAGCAACAGAAACCUGCCUGAGAUUGCUGUGUACCCAGCCUUCGAGGCUCCUCCACAGUAUAUCCUGCCCACGUAUGAAAUGGCUGUGAAGAUGCCGGAAAAGGACCCGCCCCCUCCUUAUAUCCCUGCCUGAUGAAGGGAGAAGAUUUGUUAAUAAACACUACACCAGCUUUGGGCCUGUUUGUAUCGGAACCACCCUGCAGCAGCCUGUACACACUAAGUCAUUUUCUAAUUGCUUGAACCUGUUAUUUUAAGAGUAUUAUGGGAUGUUUUGGGAGGGGCCGGGGAGGGGCAUUCGUUUGUAGAGCAGACUUUGUUUUGUUGGGGUGAAAGUGUAUUGAUUCCAUUGAAAGCUCUGGAAGACAAUCCGGGAGAGGCCAGACCCCCACUGGGGAGGGGGGUCUCUGGGCAGUGUCCACACCUCCUGUCCUCCCUCUGGGGUCGGCCUGGGUGUCACCUGUCCCGAGACAUUUCCGAGGAGGCAGGGGAAGCCGCUGGGCCUGGUUGGAGGCCCCCAAAGUGCCCACAGCCAUGCCAGGGAUGGUAAUUUGUACGUACCUCUCUCGUGCUCUCUGACAGAUGCAUUAAUAAACCUUUUCAAAAAAUG